Messenger RNA from Mycotypha africana, 297 nucleotides. RefSeq names its product rab-GTPase-TBC domain-containing protein. Lineage: Eukaryota; Fungi; Mucoromycota; Mucoromycetes; Mucorales; Mycotyphaceae. The transcript has a single exon. The annotation marks the transcript as partial. The record is from RefSeq and is a predicted model, not a curated record.
GGUGCUUCAUUCUUAGCCGGUGCUCUUUUACUGAAUAUGAGUACAUGUGAAGCCUUUGUCUCACUUGUAAAUAUGAUUAACAACAGUCAGGUUCUAUCCGCCUUAUACAACUCUGACGAAAAGAAAAUACAAGGGUUCUUCAAAAUCUUCAAUGUUAUUUUUGCCGAAAAUUUGCCAAAAUUAUAUCUUCAUUUCAAAAAUCUUGCCCUUACACCCGAGAAUUAUUUGCCUGACUGGUUCAUGACAGUAUUUGCCUCCAUUAUUCCACUUGAAUUAUCAUCACGGUUAUGGGAUAUC